AUCAAAUUCCAACGCAAUAGGCCAUCCCUAAGUCAACAAUUCUUUUCAUGCACAUUACCAUUUCAUUAGAGUUUGUACCCCAAAUUGGCUUCAUACCAAUUGCUGACUCAUCUCGGAACCGAGGUGCCGAUCAGAUCCGCCGCUUCGACGCUCUGCGCGACCAACGUGACUAUAUCGACCUAUACCCCAAGAAAGAAGCAAAAUAGUUCCGCAAAAUCCUUCCAGAAAGUAUGAGCUUUUGAGGUUCCGAUACACCGGUAGUAGAAUUAUGGGCACCCCGAUAGAUCGUGAAGAGAUUGACCGCGUGCUGCGAAUGAAACGCAAUCAGCGCGAGGCUCGAGCGUGUUAUCCUUGCCGCCAGCGCAAGGUGAAAUGCGACAGCACUCAGCCGUGUCGAACAUGUCGCCGACGAGGCCAUCCCCAAAUAUGUGUGUAUGACCAAGGUUCGUCUGGGUCUAAAAAGGCUCGUAGCACCGGCCAAAGACGUUCCUCUGCUGCUUCUCGUGGAACAAAUCAGACACCAACCGCCGAGCAGGCAUUCGAUGCCGAACCACAAUCUCUGCCCUCAGCGCGCAGUUUACCAGAAGUCCAGCCAGAAACAAGACAGUACUAUAGUACUCGAAUCCCGUCUUCCGAUGGCCCCGAUAAUGAUCUUAUCUACUCGGGCGACAACUCGGUAUUGUCUUAUUUGCGCAACCGGACGCAAGAUACCAAUGGCUCCAUGACCCGUGAGGUGGGCUCUGUUCUAGGCCUGCAAAAUACCUACGGCAGUUAUCCAUUUAUGGACUUUCGGACACCCCAGGACCGGUGGAAGGAGCUUCUACGUAUUAUUCCGCAGCGAGCGGAACUGUUGAAGUUCUUCCAUUUCUACAGAAUAUCAGCUUACCCUUUCAAUCCGAUCAUACUUGACAUUGAGAGAUUUGAGCAAGAUGUGUGUUCAUACCUCAAUGCUCUUGCAGCAGGAGAGCUGCAGAACACUUCAAAGAUUUGCGAACGUUGGGCCACUGAUCGGUCUGUCGGGCUGAUCAGCCUGCUACUUGCGGCCUUGGCUUCCGGUGCGCAUUAUUCUGACCUGGAUUACAUGCAAAGAACAGAGCUAUGCCAGGAUUUUGCAAAACGAUCCUUUCAAGCUCUUCGACUAGCCAAUUUUCUUUUCCGUCCGACGAUGGAUAUAAUACAAGCACUUCUAAUCAUAGGAAACACUCUGCAAAACAAUGGCCAGUCUGAUGCAGCAUGGGUUUUGUUAGGGACAACAGUCCGUCUCGCGCAGACAUUAGGUCUUCACACAGAAAAGAGUGUAGCACGCCUACCGGAUCAUGUCAAAUACAAAGCACGAAAGCUAUGGUACACUGUCGUUUGGCAAGAUUGCCUGCUCUGUUUAUGUUACGACCGGCCUCGCGUAGUCUCUAUGACCGGGUGGGCUCCAGAUUAUUCAAUCCUCUCGAGCAGCGAACUAUCUUUCACAGAAGCUAUGUAUUUUCUAUGCCAAACUGCCUUAAAUAUGAUCACAACAGACGGACCGGAGAUAUCGGAAAAUGCGCGACAGCUUGACAUUUUGGCCACGAUUGAUAGCCUCAACCAACGCACUCAGCCACAUCUGCGUGACCGCCAGGAAUGCAAAAACCUCCAACACAAUCUGGAGCACCUGGCGUUACGAAUGCACAUGUCUCUAGUUAUUUCCGUCCUGACACGUCCAGCACUGAAGCGCACUGUAAUGCAAGACGCGUCCUAUGACAUCUUGCGCACCCGCGCCAAAUUGAGCCUGAUCGACGCCUCUAGGGCCUUUUUGGAUUUUCAGGCUCUGAGUGUGGUACCCCUCCGAAGCUGGUCAAUGGUGCACACGGUGCUUAGUUCCACUUUACUUCUCUGCAUUUGGGAGGAGACCCGAAACGAUCCCGAGUGUCGUGAUUUACAGCAAAAGGUGAUUGAGGUCUUUUCUGCCGCUGGCACAGUGGGCACAGUGGAGAACACAGCAUCGGAGAAUGGGCAAUGGCUAUCGGAACGGCAUAUACGAGCGCUAAUCACACUGCGCAAUUCGGUCCGAACGGCAGUCGAACGUGAAAAGGAGGAGGCAAGCGUUGGGACAGAACGCGCGGAGCAGGCCCAGCCUUUUUUUCCUGUCUAUGGUAUGCCGAACGGGAUCCCGGAUGACUUCGGUCAAGACUUCUCACCAGCAAGCUAUCUUGACUCCAUUAUGAACGUACCCAUGUUUGACUUAUCCCAAGAGCUGGGUUUUCUUUGAGCUAUCCAUGACGUUAUGCGGCCCCUCGGGAACGGUACUCGGUGGUUCGGAGGCCUCGGACUAAACGGCAAAACGGGGCCACACCAAGAUUGACCAUAACGCAGGGAAGGGUCCGAAGAGAAAUCGAACCCAGCAAAAAGCUUUCAACUCAGGGACUUACUGUAGCUACCGGGUUGCCACUGGGCUAUAUAUAUACUUGACAGUCCAGCUUCCUGACGGCUACCAUUGCAGUCCAUACAGUCCAUACAUCCAGACAAAGCAAACCACAACGGGAACUUUCAGUCUACGCAAUUGUGCCUACCACAACACUACAUAUUCCACAUCAACACAUAUGUUCAACUCACUUCUAUCCGGUACUACUACACCAAACUCCGGCCGUGCAUCUCCUCCCGCCAGCGAAAUGCCCAUCGAUAAUGAUCACGUGGCCGUUGCCCGUCCAGCUCCCCGCCGCCGCAUUGUAGUAGCCAUGACGGGUGCCACUGGAGCCAUGCUCGGCAUCAAAGUCCUAAUUGCUCUGCGCCGUCUAAAUGUGGAGACACACCUGGUGAUGAGUAAAUGGGCGGAGGCUACGAUCAAAUACGAGACUGAC
This is a messenger RNA of Aspergillus welwitschiae, 2831 nucleotides long. Its product is annotated as Zn(II)2Cys6 transcription factor. Gene Ontology annotation, biological process: regulation of DNA-templated transcription; DNA-templated transcription. Gene Ontology annotation, molecular function: zinc ion binding; DNA-binding transcription factor activity, RNA polymerase II-specific; DNA binding. The transcript is spliced from 6 exons. Bases 269 to 2242 code for a protein of 657 amino acids. The record is from RefSeq and is a predicted model, not a curated record. NCBI's taxonomy places the organism in Eukaryota, Fungi, Ascomycota, Eurotiomycetes, Eurotiales, Aspergillaceae.